Messenger RNA from Pomacea canaliculata, 2017 nucleotides. Its product is annotated as BTB/POZ domain-containing protein KCTD6-like. Gene Ontology annotation, biological process: protein homooligomerization. NCBI's taxonomy places the organism in Eukaryota, Metazoa, Mollusca, Gastropoda, Architaenioglossa, Ampullariidae. Gene Ontology annotation, molecular function: protein binding. The record is from RefSeq and is a predicted model, not a curated record.
UGAUCAAAUGGAUGUCGCCAGAGUUACCUUUCUUGGAGAGCUCUCUAGGUAAAGAAUUAAGACUCGGUAGCAAGCGAUGGUAGUUACUUGCACGUCGGGACCCUGCUACCUGAGCUUCUUUACCAUCUGAAAGCUCAUGGGAGGGCAGAAACAACAUCUAUUCUUUCAUGACGUCCCAAGAUCACCUAUGCGCUUUUGUGCAUAGGACCAAAGAGAAGAAACCAAGCUAACAUACAGGCAUUUUCUGCUAUGGGCACAUGAAGUUGCAACAUUCAUGCUUUUGACAAGCCAUCCAAUCAUUGCCUGACAAUACCCACUGGAACAGCAGAGAGUAUUUUUCAACCAUUAGAGAUGACUAAUCCCAUAGUAACACUAAAUGUUGGAGGCAUCCUCUAUACCACCACAACUUCUACACUGCAAAAAUAUCCAGACUCUAUGCUUGGAGCCCUUACCAGUGGAAAGCACUGCACCAUGCUGGAUAACCAUGGUAACAUAUAUAUAGACAGGGAUGGUGCCAUGUUCAGACACGUUCUUAACUUCUUGCGUACCAGUGCACUUUGCUUGCCAUCUGAUUUUUCAGAGAUGGAUCUUCUUGUAGCUGAAGCUGAUUUUUAUCAAGUGAAACCUCUCAUUGAUGUGCUUCGGCAUAAAUGUCAAGAAAGGCCUGCUGAGGUUUUUUAUUAUUUAGAAAUUACAGAAAUCAGGACAGGCUCAACUGCAACAAUGCCUACAAACAAUUCUCGAGUGAAGACCAUCCUGUCUGGACGAAAAGAUGUAAUUUUGUCUUUGCCAUCAACAGUGAUAGGAGCUGAUGUCAUGGAGAAACUGCAGUGCAAGGACAAUUUAGACCACAUGGAGGUAGAACUGUAUGGCAGCAGUGCUCGCCUGAAGGUUGGAGAAGAGCUGAAGAACAAAGGCUGGGAAAUGGUGGCCUCUGACUUGUCAUCCUCAUCAGCAUUUGAUGGAAGGUCCUCCAAUUGUCUGGUUAUAGAACACAGCUACAGAGACCGAUGGUGCUUGACAUGUAGCAGAGAUGAGUUUGUAACUGGAGAUGAAAUCAUCGAAAUCAACAGGAUGUGAAACUGUGAGAAAAUGAAUCUUGGUGGUCCAUAGAAAUUGAGAAUAUAGCCUGCUCUUCCAGAGAAUCAGAGUAAGACUUAGCUUUGUGGUGUCAACUUGACUGGGCUGGAUCCUCUAUCCUUUGAAAGACUGCCAACCACUUCUGGCCAUUAUUUCUUGUAACCUUUUGCCCUUCUUCUGUACUGUCAUACAGCUUGGAAACAACAAUGUCACUUGCCUGAAAAAAAGGAGGAAAAUGAGUAGAAGAGAAAGUUGCAACAUCAAGAUGUUUACUGAAAAUAAUGUGUUGGAAUAACAUGGUGUACUUGAUGUGUUUAAGUCUUACUACACAUAUACAUUCCUUUUCAAAUACUUGUACAGUACUUCUAUGGCAGGGUUAUAUUUAACAGAUCUUCAGUGAUACUGCAUGCCAGUCAUGCUCAUUGGUAAACACAGACCUUGAGGAAAACACGAUCUCCAACCUACAUUAAUAAAAAAAAAUUGCAACUGUUUAAUUGUUACAACUAAGGAUAACCCCCCCACUGAAUUUUCUGAGCCUCUAUUGCCAGUGAUACCUAACAUACACAGUAUGCAAAACAUUUGUCGUCUAUAUAUAGGAUCCACAAAAAUUUAACAGACACAAUACUAUCACUACUUUUAUUAACUCCAUUCAGACGUGUACUGAAAUGCCAUGCGUGGCCUAAAUGUGUGUUAACAUGUGUGACAAACAGCUGAAUUUACAGUUAUUUCAAAAUUGUCCUACUCCAGAACUAUCAACCAUUCUACAGAAAACUGCUGCAUUUUAGGGGGAGGAGGGAGAGGGAGGUUUGGAGAAUUGGCGUUUUAUUCCAAACCAGCAAGUAAGGCUACAUUCAAAAGCGAAAUUAAUUCUAAAUCGCAUUAUCAUCACAUCAGUAAAUGCUUUUAUCAUCUGUAUAUUAAAAUUGAAUGCACAGUC